GGCUAACCUGUAUUGUUAUCGUGUGCAAUGGUACGGUCGUACCGUCAUACGGUAUGCAAUGUACGAAGUGAUCAAUUUCUAACCUAUACAUGCGGAUCUGUCACUCUUGAAGCAUAAAUUCCAAUUGUUGAUCGAGAACCGAUACAUCCGAUAUUUCAGAAGAAAUCGACAAACCAUGAAAUUCAGAUUUUUAGGCGAUGGGGAUUGCCCCGAUUGGUUGCUGGCUGAGAUCAACACGUUGUCACGUAUGACAUCGAUCAAAAUCAAAAUACUGGGUCAAACGGUUGCAAAGUAUCUUACGGAGAGAGAUCUCGAUGAAGAGAAGGUCAAAAAAAUUACUCAAGACGCUAAGGUUGAAUUAAACGACGCAAAGGCUAUGGUGGCAGCUCUCGAAUUAAUUUUCACAUCGUCCGCCCGAUAUGGUGUUUCCGCUGCUGAUCUAAGCAGUGAAUUGCAGCAACUGGGACUGCCUCGAGAACACAGUGCUGCGAUUGCCAGACUACAUACGGAUCAUUGCCCUCAAAUUACGGCUGCACUUUCAUCGCAGUCUUUAAGAGUCAGCAGAUUAUCGUCGAUCGAAGUUCUAUCCUGCGACAAUUCCUCGCCAUUCUCCACGGUGUCCCUCAAAUUGAAGAAACUGGACGGAAACGUAGAAGAUUCCGUUAUUAAUAUAUCAAAAAAGGACGUUCAUGUCCUACUGACAGAGCUACGAAGAGCCAAAUCCUUGAUGGAAAAUCUCUAAAUACUUGAAAAUUACGUUCUAUGCAACGGUACACGCAACACGAUCGCCUUCGUCGAUAAGAAUAUUGUAAACUAUGUAACGUCGCGAAUAAUAACAUUGUAAAAUGAAAA
Messenger RNA from Bombus terrestris (buff-tailed bumblebee), 852 nucleotides. Its product is annotated as COMM domain-containing protein 4. The coding region runs from base 176 to 742 and encodes 188 amino acids. The transcript is spliced from 8 exons. The record is from RefSeq and is a predicted model, not a curated record. Lineage: Eukaryota; Metazoa; Arthropoda; Insecta; Hymenoptera; Apidae.